Anthonomus grandis grandis is the source of this 3885-nucleotide messenger RNA. It is a transcript of the gene HDAC6, whose product is annotated as histone deacetylase 6. Gene Ontology annotation, cellular component: histone deacetylase complex. NCBI's taxonomy places the organism in Eukaryota, Metazoa, Arthropoda, Insecta, Coleoptera, Curculionidae. Gene Ontology annotation, biological process: chromatin organization. The record is from RefSeq and is a predicted model, not a curated record. The coding region runs from base 183 to 3317 and encodes 1044 amino acids. The transcript has 14 exons. Gene Ontology annotation, molecular function: histone deacetylase activity.
UUAAGGCAACAUUGCCUGCCUCAUAGCAAUUGUUCUUGUUUAUUUUGCUAUAUUUAAUUUUUUUUAAUCAACAAAGUUCUAAUAAGUAUGUUUUAAAUUGAGUUUUAUUACCUAAUACCAAUAUAGUGAUAAUAGCAGAUCAAUUUGGUAGAAUAAAAAAAUAGGAUACUAUCCCUUACAAAAUGGAUGGGACACCCGAACAAGAAAGCCCACAAAGUGAUAUUCCUCCCAAAAUGGACGGAACACUUGAACAACAGGAAAACCCACAAGGUGAUAUCCCUCCCAAAAUGGACGGGACACCUGAGCAACAGGAAAACACACAAAGUGAUAAUAUCCCUCCAAAAAUGGACGGGACACCUGAACAACAAGAAAACCCACAAAGUUAUAAUAUCCCUCCCAAAAUGGAUGGGACACUUGAACAACAGAAAAACCCACAAGGUGAUAAUAUCCUUCCCAGAAUGGAUGAGACACUUAAACCAGAAAACCCACAAAGUGAUACCAUCCCAGAAAAGGUUAGUACAUCUGACAAACUCAGCCAAACUGAUGGCAAUAUUCCCGAAAACGAUGAGGAUUGUCAAGAGAAUGCCCAAAAACAGAGUCAACCAGAGCUGCCCUUCUCUGGUUCAGAUAAAAAGAAACGUAGAAUUAAAAGGUUCACCUAUGCAAAACCCUUGAAGAGCAUAUCACCUCGUCAGGAUCUCAUAGAAUACAUUAGGCAGCAAAAGAGCCUGUUAAACAAAAAAAGUGACGAUCAGACAGCUGAGCCCCUUAGAGAUCCAUUUAGUAAGACUGAAAAAAUGCGACCAAUCAUGCAUCGGUCUUGUGCAUACGGAUAUGUUCCUUCACUGGAACACAAAUGUCCUUGGGAUGAAAGACAUCCAGAGAAGCCAGAUAGAGCAGUCGAAAUUGAUAAGAAGUUGCGAUCAUUAUACCCCAUACUCUAUAUGGUGGAUUUAGAAGACACACUGGAAUAUCACAAAGACCUUUUGGUUGCUAUAAACCUUGUUCAUGAGCUACGUCAUGAUAUAGCUCUAGGCAAGAUUUGUGAAGUGAUUGAUGAAGUACACACUAGACCAUACUUAUCAUUCCUAAGUGAUUUAUUUGAGCAGGAAGAACCAGGAGCUGUGAUGUAUGAUAGCAUUUAUUAUAAUGAACAGCAUUCUAUCAGAGCUGCAUUAGAUGCCGCAAGAAUGGCUAUUACCAUAGCACGAAAAGUGGCAACUGGAGAAGUUUUAAAUGGAUUUGCCAAUAUUCGCCCUCCUGGACACCAUGCAUGUGAUGUACCUAAUGGCUACUGCUUCUUAAAUAAUGUGGCCAUCGCAGCUGUUGAUUUACUACGUAACAAUUUGGCAGAGAAAAUCUUAAUUGUGGAUUUUGAUGUGCAUCAUGGACAAGGCACACAACGGACCUUUUAUAACUCUGAUAAGGUCCUGUACUUCUCCGUUCAUCGCUAUGAGCUGGGAACCUUUUGGCCUAAUCUCAAAGAAAGCAACUUCGACUACAUUGGCGAAGGCAAAGGGAAAGGCUUCAACAUAAACGUGCCUUUGAACGAAACCUGCUUAAGAGACUUUGAAUACAUGUGCAUUAUCCUGAAUCUGUUGCUUCCAGUGGCGUAUGAGUUUAAUCCUGACAUUGUGUUGGUUUCUGCUGGAUAUGACUGUAUCGUGGGAGAUUAUAAGGGCAGAAUGAAUGUAACACCGGCAAUGUACUCCCAUCUAAUCAGUUUGUUAACUGGCAUAGCUGAGGGCAAGAUAGCUGUAUUUUUGGAAGGAGGUUAUUUUAUACCUUCUCUGGUACAGGGAGCAUAUAAAACUGUCCAGGCUCUUCGAUACUUCAUCCCUGGCCACCUGAUGUAUUCUGAAAGUCUAAUGAAGCCCGUUGUCGACGUGGUUAACGAUGUAAAGACUGCACUGCGUCCAUAUUGGAAAUGCUUUAAGAUGGAUCCUUCGACGGAUGUUGAACAUGUUGUCACUACUGAUCUGCACAAUUACCAUGUAGCUGUAUCUGUUUUCAUUGGAAAAGCAGAGGAGCCUCCUUAUCCAUCUAGAGGUGCUUACCCAACUCUACUUGAGACCCAAAAAGUAAUUUUAGAAUUUAAAUUGCUUAGUCUUCAAGAUAUGUACUUCAAAACUGACCGACCAGUUCAUGUGGGAUUCAUAGAAAACCUAUUGGCAUCAGAAAGACAUGUGCCUCCAGAGUAUUUUCCAAACACACAAGAAGUCCCUAAUCGAGUGGUUACUAUGAUCGCUGCGUUACAAAAAUACGAGCUGCUCCACAGAUUGAUUACUGUUACUGCGGAUCCUUUAUUGGACGACCCGAUUAAAACCAGUAUGUUAUCCGAUCAAACGAAACUAGCUCUAUUUAGAGUCCAUCCAAGAGAUUACGUCGCACAAAUAGCAACCGGAGAGGGAAUGGAAAUACGUCCAGACUUAUAUGUGACUCCUCAGGAAUCCCUUGAGGCAUGCCUUCAAUCCUGCGCAUCUAUUUGCCAUAUAAUUCGUGACAUAAAAGAAGGGAAGUACCGACAUGGGGUUGCGAUCUUGAGACCUCCAGGCCACCACGCCAAGCAGAGGAAACCUGGGGGAUUCUGCCUUAUUAAUCAAGUAGUAGUUGGGGCUCGAUUCGCCAUAGACUUUUGUCUUUUGCCAAGGGUGCUUAUUGUGGACUUCGACAUUCAUCAUGGAAACGGCACACAGGAGCUGACCUACGACAGCAAAGAGAUAAUGUACAUAUCGAUCCACAGAUAUGACAAUAAAACCUUCUUCCCCAAUGAAGAAGCUGGUAAUUACACUAAUAUCGGCGUAGGACCAGGCCGAGGAUACAAUAUGAACAUUGCUUUUAAUAACGCAAAAAUGGGCAACGCCGACUACCUGUUUACAUGGCUGAAAGCAGUAGUUCCCCUCGCCUACGCUUUCGACCCUAACCUGAUUAUUAUUUCAGCAGGAUUCGAUGCUUGUGUCCAUGACCCUUUGGGAGGCUACAACGUUCAUCCAGAACUCUUUGGUCACUUGGUGAACACAAUUAAAAACGUCGCUCCGACAGUUUUAUCAUUGGAAGGUGGUUAUCAUUUCCAAGGAUCGGCUUUGAGCAUGGUGUGUUGCGUUCGAGCCCUUUUAGGAGACCCCAUUCCCAUGCCUGAAUUGGGCGAGAUUCAUCCGGAGGCAGCUGAAGCCACUUACCGCACUUUGACCGUCAUGAGACCGUUCUGGCCAAUAUUUGACACCUGCAAAAUCCUGGAUAAGAAGGUCCGUACCCCAGAAGAACUGGAUGAAACUAUUAAAAAUGCCGAUCGCGCAUUUUCUAAUUUACAUUUUUAAAGCACUAUUAGCAAUAAGAAUGGUUAUGUAACAUUCUCUAACUUAGUAUUUAAUGUUCGUUUUAUAUUUUUUUUAAGGUAGCUUUUAAUAUAACACGUUACAAGGGAUGUCAGCGUUAACAGAACUGAUUUGGUGACUUCGUAUGUAGUUUUAUAAAAUUUUUGAUGUUUGAGUUUCGUUAAGUUUUUUAAAAACUUCUUGUUCUAUUUAGUUAUUAGGAUGUUCGUUUAUGUUAAUCUAAUAUGACAGUUAUAUUUGUCUAGUAGGUGCCAAUUUCAUUCCUUAACUUUCACUAACUGUGAUAUUAAUUUAUUAUUAAGGUUUGUUACUAGUUUUUUACUAAUACCAAAGAGGUGUUGUGAGAGUUAUUAAUAAUAGAUUUUAUCUUGCUAGCAGCUAAAAAUCACAGUUUUUAAUGUAUAAGCCUACUACAAAUAUUUAUAAUGACUAGGAACGACUGAUGUUAAUACUCUUAAUAUUUUAUAAAAUUUACAUUCCAUUUGUUCAGUCAUUACCAUUUGAUGUUUGUCAUAUUUAUUCGUUUAAUAAAUAAACUAUUUUGUGUAAA